UAUGAACAACCUUUUUCACCUAAUUCCAUCCAGCUACGCGAUUCAUAUAACGUAUAAAUACCCAUGAACCCACAAAGUAUAUCAUAUGCUAAACAAACACAAAAAUCCCUCUUGAACAAGUUAUUUCACUCCUGAUUUAGUGAUUUCUACACUUGUUUACGCUUGCUUCUUGAAACCAUGGGUUCUCGCUUGUUUAUAUAUGGUAUGCUGCUCGUUGCUUGUGUGAUGAGUACUGGGACAAUGCCAGUUGUAGCUCGUCGCCUUCUUGAAGAUUCUUUGCCAGAGCAUCCUAAGGCGGAAGUGCCAAAGCCAGAAGUUCCAAAGCCGGAAGUGCCAAAGCCAGAAGUUCCUGAACUUCCAAAGCCUACCUUGCCUGAGCUUCCUAAACCCACGGUACCUGAACUCCCAAAGCCUGUCUUGCCCGAGCUUCCUAAGCCUACUCUGCCUGAACUUCCAAAACCUACCUUACCAGAGCUCCCUAAACCCAAUGUGCACGACACACCCAAGCCAAAACUACCAGAAAUUCCAAAGCCCAAAUUGGAUGAGGCACCAAAGCCUAUCGAGCACGAAUUGCCCAAGCCUACAUUGCCAGAGUUGCCUAAACCUUCUGUUCCUGAAAUGCCAAAACCCACCUUACCCCAGCUCCCUAAACCCACUGAGCAUGAGUUACCCAAGCCAUCAGUACCAGAACUACCAAAACCCAAGUCAGUUGAGGUGCCAAAACCCACCGAGCAUGAAUCACCCGAGCAUGAAUCACCCGAGCAUGAAUCACCCAAGCAUGAAUCACCCAAGCCUACACUGCCACAUCAACCUAAACCUGUUGUACCUGAAAUGCCUAAGCCCCAUUUGGAUGAGCUGCCAAAACCCAAGAUGCCGGAAAUGCCAAAACCCACCAUGCCCGAGAUGCCUAAACCUACAAUGCCUGAGCUGCCAAAGCCCACAAUGCCUGAGCUACCCAAGCCUGUAGUGCCUGAGCUGCCCAAAUCCACUGUGCCUGAACACCCUAAGUCUGCCAUCUCAGGCAACCCUUGAAGAAUAUAGUAGCUUGCAUAUCUUCGGACUAUGUGAAUUUAUUGGAUAAUGAUAAAUAAAUGUUUUAUUUAUUGAUAGUUUUUGUUUCUUCUCCUUUUUAGGGGGCGAAGGAAUUUGAUUCCUUUGAUAUCUUAUACGUAGUAUAUGUUUGUACUUUUCGUUCUUUUUGAACAUUGUACUUUGUAACAUUUCAUCUCUUUGGUCCUAAAUAUUUCGUAAUUUAUAUAUUCUCAUUUGGAUUAA
This is a messenger RNA of Chenopodium quinoa (quinoa), 1275 nucleotides long. Its product is annotated as proteoglycan 4-like. The transcript has a single exon. The record is from RefSeq and is a predicted model, not a curated record. NCBI's taxonomy places the organism in Eukaryota, Viridiplantae, Streptophyta, Magnoliopsida, Caryophyllales, Amaranthaceae. Bases 178 to 1032 code for a protein of 284 amino acids.